This is a messenger RNA of Brenthis ino (lesser marbled fritillary), 207 nucleotides long. NCBI's taxonomy places the organism in Eukaryota, Metazoa, Arthropoda, Insecta, Lepidoptera, Nymphalidae. The record is from the annotation of a GenBank genome assembly.
AUGUUUGCUAUCAGAAACCUCAUUAGACCCACCCAGCAAUUCGCUAAAAAUGCAGUACAAGCCAGAAACAUGAGUGGCAUCGCCAUUCCUGCUAGAAAUAAGAUAACUAGGGGCGAGACAAUCUUCCUAGCGGGAUCCAUGGUUGUUGUAUGGCUGGCCAUCCCCGCCUGGGUCCUGGUCAACAUCAAACACUACCGCGACAAGAAU